UCUAAUACAUUGAGAAGCUCUCUGUUCCCUUUUCAUUCUUUUUCAGAAUUCUUACAAUACUCAAUAUCUACUUGCUGAUAUCAGUUAUGGUGGUAAGGAAUCCAAGCAAUUUCAAGACGAGGCUGUGCAUUCUGUAUCAGAGAGAAGGACGUUGUCCGCGUGAAACCUGCACGUUUGCUCAUGGAGAAACCGAGCUUCGACGGUUCACUAAUACUUUAAACGAUAGACGAGAUCACAGACAUAAUGACUUGCGAGAUAAGCUCGACAGAAAACGUUCUCCAGUGCGAAGACAUUCUCCUGGAAAAGAUGAAAGAGUCCGGAAUUCUUUGCGCGGUAACAGUCCUAACAGAUCCCCAAAAAUUAGUGAUAGAAAUAGAAGAAUGGAGAUAGAUGAUCGAAGUGAUUUCUCAGGGAGUGCCAAAAUAUCUGUUGGCACUGACGACCAUCUUAGUGGUAGAAAGCAGUUAUCAUCUAAUACCAGAAGCGUUCUUCAUGAGCAUUUGAGGCAAGUGCAGUCAGACAUUAUCAUGCUCGAUGAGGACAAAUACAAGUUAGAGGUUUACCUGCAAGAGAGGACACAUGAAGCAGAUCGUUUGACUUCUAGAAUAAAGGAGCUUGAGGCACAACUAUCGCAAGAGAGUGAGGAAUGCAAGAGGAUUACUUCAAAAAUGAAGAAAUUUCUUAAAGCACAUGAGCGUCACUUGCACUUACAGGAAGAACUAAACAGAUCACAGUCACGACUUCAGAAACUAGGAGAGCAACUAGGUUCAGACUCCAUUCGACUUGGUGAUAAUGAGGAUUCAAAUAUCAAUAUCUUAAGUGAUGGGGGGGUUGCUUCUCCAAGAAAGAAAAGGCCUAGAAUCAAUUCAAGAAUUGCUACUGAUGUUUCAAAAUCAGAUGUGGAAAGAGAAUUGAAUCCAGUGGGAAUGAUUGGAUUGGAGAAACGAUCUAGGUGGGAUAAAAACAACGUGAGAGCUGAUGGAGAAGAUAAUGGUUAUCAACGCACCAGAGAGAACAUGAAGAAAAUGGAGAAGAAUGCCUCUUUUAAUGUCCUUUCAGCAGAUAAGUACAAAGGUGGUGGUGGUGAGCAAGCUGGUUUGCCACCAACCAGCAUGGCAGCACAUGCAGAAGAUCAAGUUAUUGAAAUGAUAGAUGGGGAGGAAAAUGUUGAUGUGGUGGGAAUCGGCUCUGUUGGAUCUCAGAUAGAGGCUGCUGCUUCACGUUCAUCCCGACGAUUGCCAUUUCUACCUCCACCACUUCCUCCACCGCCUCAAAAUAAGUACAAGGGAGACAAUAAGAAUGUUAAUGGGAAUGAAGAAGAACUAGUGGAUGUGGAUAUUGUUUGAUCUUUUGUUUGAAUGGAUGGUGCUUUGGAACUGCAUUGAGUUGAGUUCAAGUGAUUUGGUGUUUUUACUUGAAAUCUCACUCCUUUUUUGGUGUAUUACAGGGCCGUGUUCUUUCAUUAUUUGUCGCCUUGUAAAGACUUUGAUCCUCUUUGGUCAAUAGUUUCAGUUUUUGAACUU
Impatiens glandulifera is the source of this 1523-nucleotide messenger RNA. RefSeq names its product zinc finger CCCH domain-containing protein 13. Bases 87 to 1346 code for a protein of 419 amino acids. The record is from RefSeq and is a predicted model, not a curated record. The transcript has 11 exons. Lineage: Eukaryota; Viridiplantae; Streptophyta; Magnoliopsida; Ericales; Balsaminaceae. Gene Ontology annotation, molecular function: metal ion binding.